AUGGAGGAGGCAAAAAACAAAAAAGAGAAUAAGCUGCCCGAAAAGACUGAUGAAAAAGACAAGGACAAAGAGAAGGGGCAGCAGCCCUCGGGGAAGGACAAGGAAAAGAAAGAAGAGCAAGAACUGUCAGAGGAAGAUAAGCAGCUGCAAGAAGAUUUGGAGAUGAUGGUGGAGAGAUUGAGCGAUAAGAACACAGCACUGUACCGUCCUGCAUUAGAAGAACUGCGCAGACAAAUCCGCUCCUCCACCACUUCCAUGACCUCAGUACCCAAGCCUUUGAAAUUCCUGCGCCCACACUAUGGCAAACUCAAAGAAAUCUAUGAUGGCAUGGCUGCAGGAGAAAACAAGCGAUUCUGUGCUGAUGUGGUGUCAGUGCUCGCUAUGACCAUGAGUGGUGAAAGGGAGUGUCUUAAGUACCGUCUUUUGGGCUCUCAGGAAGAGUUGGCCUCCUGGGGACAUGAAUAUGUAAGGCACCUGGCAGGUGAGGUGGCUAAAGAGUGGCAGGAGGUGGAAGAAAAUGAUAAGACCCAGCAGGAGACACUGCUGAAACUGGUGAAGGAGAUUGUGCCCUACAAUAUGGCGCACAAUGCCGAACACGAGGCGUGUGACCUGCUGAUGGAGAUUGAGAGGCUGGAUAUGCUGGAGGACUAUAUUGAUGAAAAUGCCUACGGAAAGGUCUGCCUUUAUCUCACCAGCUGUGUGAGUUAUGUUCCUGAGCCUGAAAACUCAGCACUGCUGAGAUGUGCCUUGAACAUCUUUAAGAAGUUCAAUCGUUAUCCAGAGGCCCUUCGACUGGCCCUGAUGCUCAAUGACGUGGAGCUCGUAGAGAACAUCUUCACAUCCUGCAAAGACAUUGUUAUUCAGAAGCAGAUGGCCUUCAUGCUGGGUCGCCAUGGCAUGUUCCUGGAGCUUAAUGAGGAUGUGGAGGACUAUGAGGACCUAACAGAGAUCAUGUCCAACGUGCAGCUCAAUAGCAACUUCUUGGCUCUGGCCAGAGAGUUGGACAUCAUGGAACCCAAAGUCCCAGAUGACAUCUAUAAAACACACCUGGAAAAUAACAGGUUUGGAGGUAGCGGCUCCCAGGUGGACUCAGCUCGAAUGAACUUGGCCUCGUCAUUUGUCAACGGCUUUGUCAACGCAGCCUUUGGACAGGACAAGCUACUCACAGAUGAUGGCAACAAGUGGUUGUACAAGAAUAAGGACCAUGGCAUGUUGAGCGCUGCAGCUUCACUGGGUAUGAUCCUGCUUUGGGAUGUGGAUGGUGGUUUGACCCAGAUUGAUAAAUACCUGUAUUCCUCUGAGGACUACAUCAAGUCUGGGGCCCUCCUGGCCUGUGGCAUUGUAAACUCAGGUGUGAGGAAUGAGUGCGACCCAGCCCUUGCCCUGCUUUCAGACUAUGUCCUUCACAACAGCAACAUCAUGAGGAUAGGAGCCAUCUUUGGUCUGGGUUUGGCUUAUGCUGGCUCCAACAGAGAAGAUGUACUUUCUCUGCUUCUCCCUGUCAUGGGAGACUCCAAAUCCAGUAUGGAGGUGGUUGGAGUGACGGCGCUUGCAUGUGGUAUGAUCGCAGUUGGCUCUUGUAAUGGUGACGUGACCUCCACCAUUGUUCAAACCAUCAUGGAGAAGAACGAACAAGAGCUGAAGGACACAUACGCUCGCUGGCUGCCUCUGGGUUUAGGACUCAAUCACUUGGGUAAAGGGGAGGCAAUUGAAACAACCUUGGCAGCUCUACAAGUUGUGCCUGAACCUUUCCGCAGCUUUGCAAACACACUAGUGGAUAUCUGUGCAUAUGCAGGUUCCGGUAAUGUGCUCAAGGUGCAGCAACUGCUUCAUAUCUGCAGUGAGCAUUAUGAAGCCAAGGAUAAAGACAAAGAUGAGGAUAAGGACAAGAAGGAUAAGAAGGACAAAGACAAAAAGGAGACUCCUGCUGACAUGGGCUCCCACCAGGGUGUAGCUGUUCUUGGUAUUGCCCUCAUUGCCAUGGGAGAGGAGAUUGGAUCUGAGAUGGCUCUACGAACAUUUGGACAUCUGCUACGUUAUGGUGAGCCCACCCUGAGGCGAGCAGUACCACUAGCACUGGCCCUGAUUUCAGUGUCCAACCCCCGACUGAACAUCUUGGACACCCUCAGCAAGUUUUCCCAUGAUGCUGAUCCUGAGGUUUCUCACAACUCUAUUUUUGCCAUGGGCAUGGUGGGCAGUGGCACAAAUAAUGCCCGCUUGGCUGCCAUGCUGCGGCAACUGGCUCAGUAUCAUGCCAAAGACCCCAACAAUCUCUUCAUGGUCCGACUGGCUCAGGGUCUGACUCACCUGGGCAAAGGCACACUGACACUCUGUCCCUACCACAGCGACAGGCAGCUCAUGAGUCAGGUCGCCGUGGCUGGACUGCUCACUGUCCUUGUGUCCUUCCUUGACGUCAAAAACAUAAUCCUGGGGAAAUCUCACUACAUUCUCUACGGCCUAGUAGCAGCCAUGCAGCCACGUAUGCUUGUUACUUUCGAUGAGGAGCUCCGACCGCUGCCAGUAUCUGUCAGAGUUGGACAGGCAGUGGAUGUGGUGGGCCAAGCGGGUAAACCAAAGGCCAUCACAGGUUUCCAGACCCACACCACGCCAGUGUUGCUGGCUCAUGGAGAAAGGGCAGAGCUCGCCACAGAGGAGUAUCUCCCUGUCACCCCCAUCCUGGAAGGCUUUGUUAUUCUUCGCAAGAACCCAAACUAUGAAACCUAGACCCCCCUCUACACAUCUCCCGGUUUUCACUUGUCUCUCCUUGUGUUUGGAGGGGUAGUCCUCCAUGGCUCUUUGCAGUUAUUAUAUUUGAUUGUUUAUUGCGUGGCUGAAUAGAGCAAAGCAGGCCUAUCCUUCCUCCCUCCUCAUUGUGGCGUUGCUCGGUUGUCUGUGGCCCACCUCCAGCAGUCAUUAAAAAUGAAUGGUUGGGGUCCAGAUAAUUGGACUGAUAUGGCACCUAGAGGGUAAACCUGGGACCUCAUUCACUCAAUAUAGAUGGUUUCCUCAUUGCUCUAAUUUUGAUCCAUAUCUCCCACAUGCACUCAGCCAGCUGUUUGACUGACCUGGAACCAGUUCAGAAGUGGGAAAGAACCCCCUCCUGUAUGUUUCCGUCAUCAGUAGAUGAAUAACAACUGCUCAGUCCACUCAGUACUUCUGAUGUUCUCUCCUAAUACUUGCAUCUACAGUCAUCUUUUGUAACUAGAGGAUUUAAAAGUAUGUAUUCUUCAUCACGUUUUCUGUUAUUUUUCUUUUUUGUUACAGUACUGUAAAAGGUUGAAUCAAAAAUAAAAAAACAUUGUUCCACAUGGUGGAAAUG
Sphaeramia orbicularis (orbiculate cardinalfish) is the source of this 3319-nucleotide messenger RNA. RefSeq names its product proteasome 26S subunit ubiquitin receptor, non-ATPase 2 (gene psmd2). Gene Ontology annotation, biological process: regulation of protein catabolic process; proteasome-mediated ubiquitin-dependent protein catabolic process. The record is from RefSeq and is a predicted model, not a curated record. Gene Ontology annotation, cellular component: proteasome regulatory particle, base subcomplex; proteasome storage granule; nucleus. Gene Ontology annotation, molecular function: enzyme regulator activity. NCBI's taxonomy places the organism in Eukaryota, Metazoa, Chordata, Actinopteri, Kurtiformes, Apogonidae. The transcript is spliced from 21 exons. Bases 1 to 2724 code for a protein of 907 amino acids.